Molecule: messenger RNA, 720 nt
Organism: Brassica rapa (field mustard)
Lineage: Eukaryota; Viridiplantae; Streptophyta; Magnoliopsida; Brassicales; Brassicaceae
Source: RefSeq, a predicted model, not a curated record
AUGGACAGUGACGCGGUAACAACGGCUGGAUGGAACAUACGGGGUGGGAGAAGCAGACAUUUUCAAGAGCUUCACAAUGUCAUAAUGGCAACAAACGUCCCUCAGACGGAGAGAGGCAGAGAUGUAGUGCUAUGGAGGCACGGAGAUGAUGAUGACAGGGACACUUUUUCAUCAUCUAAUACGUGGGAUCAGCUUAGAACAAAGCGCACUAAAGUAGACUGGCACAGAGUGGUGUGGUUUCCACAAGGAGUGCCACGCUACUCUUUCAUCACCUGGCUAGCUAUAAAAAAUAGGCUAUCUACUGAUGAUCGCAUGAGGCAAUGGGGGAUGAUCCAAGGUUGUGAGCUAUGUGGGGAAAGGGAUGAGACAAGAGAUCAUUUGUUUUUUGCAUGCCCAUAUUCAUACACUAUUUGGGAAGUAACAGCGCGUAAAUUGAUGGGCUCUGGUGUCAAUCCGGAUUGGCAGUGGACAAUACAGCGUUUGGAGACAAUGGGUACAAAAGGAGUUGAUUCAUGCAUUGCUCGACUCCUAUUUCAGACACUCAUCUAUCACAUAUGGCGAGAGAGGAACGCUAGGCGCCACCAGCAACCUCGAAACUCCAUAGGACAGAUGCGCAGGCUCAUAGACAAGGCUAUGAGAAACAAGAUAUAUUCCCUCAAAUAUCAGCCAGAGCACAAGCUAGGAGGAAUGUUAACAAGAUGGUUUGAAAUCACACUUUGA